AUGGACGCUGCCACGCUUCUCGCUCACUCUUUGUCUCCUGAUCGCGCUCUUCGUGAAGAUGCUACCCAAAAGCUAGAGAUGGUGGCGCAGGAAAACUACGCCAGCUAUGUUUGUCAGUUGAUGGAACAAUUAGCAAGCCAACAAGCUGAGGAGACGAUUCGUAUUGCUGCUGGUCUCGCCAUCAAAAACAGCCUCUCUGCCAAGGAAUAUGCACGCAAGGAACAACAGGCUCAACGUUGGUUGUCAGUGGAUGAGAAUACUAGAUCCCAAGUCAAGCAGGGAGCUCUCAUGACAUUGGCAUCACCUAGCAAGCGAGUUGGUAAUAGUGCGGGUCAGGUUGUUGCCGCCAUUGCAGAAAUCGAAUUGCCUCUUGGUCAGUGGCCUGAUCUUAUCCAAGUGGUGCUUCAAAAUGUGACUGGCUCGGAUAAUGCAACUCUCAAAGUUACAACAUUGCAAGCUAUCGGUUAUGUGUGUGAAGCAACGGAUCCUGUUGUUCUUCAAAGCCAAUCUAAUGAGAUUUUGACCGCUGUUGUUCAAGGAGCCCGAAAGGAAGAGCAAGAUGCUGAAGUCCGACUUGCAGCCCUCCAUGCAUUGAACAACUCCUUGGAAUUCGUUAAGGAUAACUUUGAACGAGAGGGUGAACGUAACUUCAUUAUGCAAGUGGUUUGUGAAGCUACCCAAAGCGAUUCACCAGAGGUCCAAGUCGCAGCUUUCGAAUGUCUUGUUCGUAUCAUGCAACUCUACUAUGACAAGAUGCAAUUGUAUAUGGAGAAGGCCUUGUUUGGACUUACGAUUGCUGGUAUGAACCAUCCCGAUGAAAAGGUGGCUCUGCAAGCUAUUGAAUUCUGGUCUACGGUUUGCGAUGAAGAAGUUGAACGCAAAGAAGAGGCUUUCGAGGCUGCUGAAGCUGGUGAGAAUCCUGAACAUCCACUCUACAACUUUGCCGAUCUUGCAUUGGGUGAUAUCUUGCCAGUGCUUUUAUGGCUUCUUACCAAGCAAGAAGAAGACGAAGAUGAGGAUGAAUGGAACGUAUCCAUGGCUGCUGCUACUUGUUUAUCUUUGUUUGCUCAAUGUGUACGCAACGCCAUCAUCUCCCCUACCGUUCCAUUUGUUGAAAGCAACAUCCAAAACACUGAUUGGCGUUACCGUGAAGCCGCUGUCAUGGCAUUUGGUUCGAUUAUGGAUGGUCCUGAUGACUCGGUGCUCCGCCCUCUUGUUGAUCAAGCUCUUCCCACUCUUAUCAACAUGAUGACUGAUCCUGUUGUCAAUGUCAAAGAUACCGUUGCUUGGACCCUUGGCCGCGUAUGUGAACUUCUCAUCAACUGUAUCAAGCCUGAGAUCCAUCUUCGUGAUAUGAUUUCCGCUCUCGUCCUUGGUCUUCAAGAUAACCCUCGCAUUGUCGGCAAUUGCUGCUGGUCGCUUAUGAACUUGGCUGAACAACUUGGCCCUAUGCUUGGUGAAGAAAUGCCUUCAUCAACCCUUUCAAUGUACUUUGAAGGCAUCGUCACAGCCCUUUUGCAAUUCACUGAACGUGCCGAUAAUGAAGCCAACUGCAGAACCUCAGCUUACGAAGCCAUCUCUUCGCUUGUCAUGUUCUCAGCCAACGAUUGUAUCCCAAUGGUCCAAAAGAUUGUGUUGACGAUUCUUGAGCGCUUGGAUGCAUCAAUUGCCAUGGAGAACCAAAUUGUGGGUGCUGAUGAUCGUGCUGAUCAUAGCGAGCUUCAAUCAAGCUUGCUUGGCGUGCUUACAAACUGUAUUCGUCGUCUUUCGCAUGACAUUGUAUCGAUUGCCGAUCGUAUCAUGACAUUGUUGCUUCAGCUCCUUAACAACCAAUCCAAGCAAGCUACCACUACUGAGGAUGCCUUCUUGGCUGUUGGUGCCAUGACCAGUGCCUUGGAUGCUGAUUUUGCUCGUUACGCAGAGACCUUUGUACCUGUGUUAUGUACUGCUCUUCAAAACCCUGCCGAAUAUCAGCUUUGCUCGAUUUCAGUUGGUCUCAUUGGUGACUUGUGUCGUGCCUUGGGUGAAAACGUUGUACCUUAUUGCACCACUUUUAUGCAACUCCUUGUCCAAAACUUGCAAAGCCCCAUUCUUCACCGCACUGUCAAGCCCAAUAUCCUCUCAUCCUUUGGUGAUGUCGCAUUGGCUAUUGGUGACAAGUUUGAGCCCUACUUGGAGGUGGUCAUGAUGGUGUUGCAGCAGGCUGGCAACAUGCGUGCUGAAAAGGAUAACUAUGAGAUGAUCGAUUAUGUCAACACUCUUCACGAAGGCAAUGUCGAAGCAUACGUUGGUAUUGUUCAAGGAUUUAACGGCUCACCAAAGAUUCCCCUCUUGUUGCAAUACAUGCCAAACAUUUUCCAAUUCCUGCAAGCUAUUGCUUUGGAUCCUCAUCGUUCGGAUUCCUUGACCCGGGCAGUGAUUGGUUUACUUGGUGACUUGGCUGAUGCGUUCGGUGGUCAACUCAAACAAUUUUUCCAAGUCGACUGGGUACCUCAUUUGCUUCGUGAAGCCAGGACAAGCCGCCACUAUGGCACUACCACAAAGGAAACUGCUCGGUGGGCUAAAGAGAUGAUCAGACGGGCAACUCAGUAA
Molecule: messenger RNA, 2592 nt
Organism: Lichtheimia ornata
Lineage: Eukaryota; Fungi; Mucoromycota; Mucoromycetes; Mucorales; Lichtheimiaceae
Exons: 17
Coding region: 1-2592 (863 amino acids)
Biological process (GO): protein import into nucleus
Cellular component (GO): cytoplasm; nucleus
Molecular function (GO): nuclear import signal receptor activity; small GTPase binding
Source: RefSeq, a predicted model, not a curated record